Dermochelys coriacea (leatherback sea turtle) is the source of this 4068-nucleotide messenger RNA. It is a transcript of the gene ME2, whose product is annotated as malic enzyme 2. The coding region runs from base 306 to 2057 and encodes 583 amino acids. Gene Ontology annotation, biological process: malate metabolic process; pyruvate metabolic process. The record is from RefSeq and is a predicted model, not a curated record. Gene Ontology annotation, cellular component: mitochondrion. The transcript has 16 exons. NCBI's taxonomy places the organism in Eukaryota, Metazoa, Chordata, Testudines, Dermochelyidae. Gene Ontology annotation, molecular function: malate dehydrogenase (decarboxylating) (NAD+) activity; NAD binding; malate dehydrogenase (decarboxylating) (NADP+) activity.
CUCAGCCCCACCUCCCUGCCGGUGGCGUCGGGAGCCGAGUAGUGGAGCGUCAUCCAUCCGCCGCCUCUCACUAGUUGAGUUGAAUUGUCAGUCAGAGGGAACGCCCCGCCCUCUGGAGUGUCCCUCCCAGGCUCUGCCCUGCCUGUUUCAUUCCGUGCACGGUACCGAGGGGGAAGCGUCUCUGGCGGAGGAGAGCAGCUGGCAGGUACAGAGACUGAGGCAGGUUCAAGUCCUGGGGCAGCAUCACACAGAGGGCAGCAGCAGGAGGAAGAGGUAGCAGCUCCUGCCCUGGUGAACUAUAAGAAAUGCUCUCCCGAUUAAGAGUAGUUGCCACUCCCUGUGCAUUGGCAUGUCGCACCAUGCACACAAAAGAAAAAGGCAAGCCGUUGAUGUUAAACCCAAGAACAAAUAAGGGCAUGGCCUUUACAUUACAGGAAAGACAAAUGCUUGGGCUCCAAGGACUUUUACCUCCUAAAAUAGAGACGCAAGACAUUCAAGCCUUACGCUUCCAUAAGAAUUUGGCAAAAAUGAGUGACCCCUUGGAAAAGUAUAUCUACAUAAUGGGAAUCCAAGAGAGAAAUGAAAAAUUAUUCUACAGGAUAUUACAAGAUGAUAUUGAGAGAUUAAUGCCAAUAGUAUAUACACCAACAGUAGGUCUAGCCUGUUCCCAAUAUGGACAUAUCUUUAGGAGACCAAAAGGAUUAUUUAUUUCUAUCUCAGACAGAGGUCAUAUUAGGUCAAUUGUGGACAACUGGCCAGAAACUGAUGUUAAGGCUGUUGUAGUAACUGAUGGAGAGAGAAUAUUAGGUCUUGGAGAUCUGGGUGUCUAUGGAAUGGGAAUUCCUGUAGGAAAACUAUGUUUGUAUACAGCAUGUGCUGGAAUACGGCCAGAUAAAUGCCUGCCUGUAUGUAUCGACGUUGGAACUGACAAUCUAACCCUAUUAAAAGAUCCUUUUUACAUGGGCCUGUACCAAAAAAGAGACCGCUCACAGCUUUAUGAUGACCUGAUUGAUGAGUUUAUGGAAGCCAUUACAGACAGGUACGGCCAUAACACACUUAUUCAGUUUGAAGACUUUGGGAAUCAUAAUGCUUUCCGUUUUUUGAGGAAAUACAGAGAGAAAUAUUGCACCUUCAAUGACGACAUUCAGGGGACUGCCGCAGUGGCCUUAGCGGGAAUGCUGGCAGCACAGAAGGUUGUUGGGAAAGCAAUCACAGAGCAUAAAGUUUUGUUUCUUGGAGCAGGAGAGGCUGCUGUUGGAAUUGCAAACCUCAUUGUUAUGGCUAUGAUUGAAAGCGGUAUUUCUUCAGAGGAAGCAUAUAAGAAAAUUUGGAUGUUUGAUAAAUAUGGCCUAUUGGUUCAGGGCCGAGAACAAAAGGUAGACGCCAAUCAAGAACCAUUUAUGCACCAACCUCCAGACCAGGUGCCAAAGACAUUUGUAGAUGCGGUGAAUGUACUUCAGCCAUCAGCUAUUAUUGGAGUUGCAGGGGCUGGCCGGCUUUUUUCACAUGAUGUGAUCAAAGCAAUGGGUUCCAUCAAUGAAAGACCUAUAAUAUUUGCACUAAGUAACCCUACAGUGAAAGCUGAAUGCACUGCUGAGGAAGCUUAUACAUUAACAGAGGGGCGGUGUUUGUUUGCCAGUGGCAGUCCAUUCGAGCAUGUGGUUUUGAAAGAUGGACGAUCCUUCAAACCAGGCCAGGGAAACAAUGCCUAUAUUUUUCCAGGUGUGGCUUUGGCUGUAAUCCUCAGCGGUGUUCGGCAUAUUAGUGAUAAGGUCUUCCUUGAGGCUGCAAAGGCAUUGACAGAUCAGUUAACUAAUGAGGAACUUUCCCAAGGCAGACUUUAUCCACCAUUGUCCAACAUCAAAGAAGUUUCUAUUUGCAUUGCUGUUAAAGUUAUGGAAUUUAUGUACGCAAACAACAUGGCUUUCCAUUACCCUGAACCUGCAGACAAGAACCAAUAUAUACAAUCAAAGGUUUGGAGCUACGAAUACGAAUCCUUCAUGCCAGAUGUGUACGACUGGCCUCUGUCUACGGCAAAGCCAUCUGAAAUGCACUGACAUACAAAAGAUCGCACUCCUCGGGUGCUGUCUUCUACUCUGCAGGGAAUUCUUUUCAGACCAAUUUAUGAUAAUGACUUUUGCAACUUGUAACUUAUUUUUCCUCAUUUUGUUGUCUCCCCUCUACCCCCUCAUUUUCCUGCGUGACAGAUUUUCCCAUAAGAAUCUGAUAAACUGUAUUGGUGAUGACUCACAUCACAUGAAAGAUACAGCUGUCCAAAAUUAAUUUAAAUGACAGUAAUGCUGUAACUCAAGUUUAGAGCCCUCCUCACAGAAUUUUUAAAUAGUGUUUUAGCCAUAGACAAAUGAUGAUGAUGAACUGUAUCUCUCCAUCUCAUCAUUGCUGAUUGCCAAGAUAUUUGCUUUUUAAUAAGAAGUCUUCUGUCUAGUUCCUUCAUAGUCAUCACAAACAAUGAAUUGUGGCAUCACAGAAAGAAUCUGUCAAGAAAAAAAGGCCAAAUAUAUCCAAAUGGAAGAUUCUGUUCCAUCUGCAGAACAAAGCUACUUGUGUCCAGGUUUCUAUGCUUCAUUCAACCACCCUGUUCAAUGGUCGUGCUUUGUAAAUUCUUGGCUGUGGGGAGGCCAGUGUUGUGUGCACAUUUGAAAUUUGCAACAAUAUUUGUACUCUACAGUUUAAUUGUUGUAUGGAAUUUAUUAUUAGAAAAAAUUGUGAAUUAGUUUGAAAAAUUAUUCUUGAAAAGUCUGAAAAUAAUCACAUCAUAGUGUUUUUUUAUCUAAGCAAAAGAAGGUAAACUAUUGCAGAUUAUUCUACUUUUUGGGGUGCAGUUUAUAAAGCAGUCUACAGAAUCCUUUAUAGUGAGUUGUGGAAGCUACAGGUGGUUCAAUUUAGCUGCAGAACUCAGAAAUUGUCUGCCAAAAGAUUUUGGUUUGAUUUGUUUUUAAGUUUCUGUUACUUCAAGAAAACCUCUCAGCAUUGUGUUCUUUCUAGAACUUGCAUCCUUUGUUUUCAUGUGAGGAGUUUGUAGAGCCGGGUGACACAUCACUGACCAAAAGUGACUCCAAAACAGAUCUACUUGGUGCUUUGAACAAAGAUUUUCCCUCUUUUUCUUCUUUUUUCUGUUACUGUUAAAGCUGGAACAGUGGGUGCUGCAGGCAGCUGUUAAUAUGUGCACUUCCAGUGGUUUGACUGCAUGUUUCCUGCAGUCUUCACUUGAUAGACUCCCAGUAGCUCAGUGUGAAUAGAAGACUCAAAGUCUGACUUUCAAAAGUUUUCAGUCGAUCCCUUGUUCCUCUUCAAGCCACAGAAUGUGAAUUUAAUUUAAUUUCUAUCAAGUUACUCCAUAUGAAAUCAGAAGUUGUGGCCAGAUCAUUGCUAGAUUAGUUCUUUUUUUCUCAUUGAUUCAUUCAGGCUUAGCCUUCUGUUGCAUUAAAGGCCCUAAAUUUGAUGUGGGAAUUGUUGUUUGGAUUCCUUCUCGUUUUCUCCCCAUCUACCGUCUGAGUGAAAUCCAGUUCUCUACGUUAGAAGACACAGAAUGUGGCUAUUGUGGUUGUCUGUGACGUUGUUAAAACCAUCCCCAACAGAGAAGGGAUAACAUAAGACUAGACAAAGGGUACAGUGUGCUUUACUGGAGUUUUGCUGUGUCAAGAAACAAUGGCAGAAAUAAAUACCUCUUCUGGCUGAACUGACAGGCUAGAAGCCAAGAUCCAGAUACAUGAAUAAAUUUACUGAGGUUAUAUCCAUGGCAAACAAACGCAUAGCAGGAAGCACAGUCACCAUGUCCCCUUGAAGAGGGUGCAGAGUAUUGCUCACUCUGUUAUGGUUUUAAAAUAAACAUGGAUGGAUUGAUUGUUUUAAUCUUUAAGAGCAAAAAGUGAGAGGAAGAAAAGUAGAGUUUGCAGUGGAUUUUAACUAGGUGAGGCGAGAAGGCUGAGAUUUGGAAAAAUUACUUGACAAUAUACUGAGGUUUUGGUAAAACACGGAGUGUGGAGGUGGCUCUAAAUUCUACAUUGUUGUGUGUUUUGUGAAUUAUGAGGUUCGCAAUUUAUAUAU